GAUCACAAGAAUCAGCAGCACCAUAUCCACAAAGUCAAACUCAAUUAUAAAUCCUUUCUCCCAUUUGUUCUUCAAUCCUCUGUAGUUGGGCUAUCGUCCUCACAUCGAUUAAAUUACCAGAGUAUUUUGCCGCAAUCGGGGAAAUUUACUGCUCUGGUGAAGAAAUUAAUGGCGAUCGAUGACAGAUAACGACAAAGGAGUAAUUGGAAAUCACCGAAUCGAUCUUGACUGAUUGGGGAAAUCUGGUGCUUGAAGAAUGAAUUUCAGCUUCGGAUCUCUGCAUAUGGCGACCUCCGCCAUUGUGAUGUUUCUGUUGCUCUCUUGCUUCAGCUUCACUUCAACAGAAGCAUACGAUGCUCUCGAUCCCAACGGGAAUAUCACCAUAAAAUGGGACAUCAUUAGCUGGACACCAGAUGGAUAUGUUGCUGUAGUGACGAUUUUCAACUUCCAACAAUACCGGCACAUUCCGGCGCCGGGGUGGACGCUUGGGUGGACGUGGGCGAAGAAGGAAGUGAUAUGGAGCAUGAUGGGCGGACAGACAACCGAGCAGGGAGAUUGUUCGAGGUUCAAAGGUAGCAUUCCACAUUGCUGUAAGAAAGAUCCGACGGUCGUCGACUUGCUCCCGGGAACUCCUUACAACCAGCAGAUCGCCAACUGUUGCAAAGGAGGAGUCAUCAAUUCAUGGGUGCAGGAUCCGGCGAAUGCGGCCAGCUCCUUCCAGAUCAGCGUCGGCGCUGCCGGGACGACGAAUAAGACUGUCCGAGUACCCAAAAACUUCACUCUUAGAGCCCCUGGUCCGGGCUACACUUGCGGCCCUGCUAAAGUCGGAAAGCCCACCAAGUUCGUCUCUACGGAUGGGAGACGAACUACGCAGGCGAUGAUGACAUGGAAUGUUACGUGCACGUACUCACAAUUUCUUGCGCAAAAGACUCCGUCUUGCUGCGUGUCGCUUUCCUCAUUUUACAACGAUACGAUUGUCCCAUGCCCCACCUGCACUUGCGGCUGCCAGAAUAACCUUACUCGACCUGGAAGCUGUGUGGACCCGAAUUCGCCAUACCUUGCCUCGGUUGUAUCCGAUCACAAGAAAAGCAGUAGCUUGGCCCCUCUUGUCCAAUGCACGAGCCAUAUGUGCCCGAUUCGAGUACACUGGCACGUGAAACUAAACUACAAGGAAUACUGGCGAGUGAAGGUCACAAUCACGAACUUCAAUUACCGGAUGAACUAUUCACAGUGGAACUUAGUCGUCCAACAUCCCAACUUCGAUAACCUGACGCAGAUUUUCAGCUUCAACUACAAACCUCUUACUCCAUACCAGAGUAUAAAUGAUACCGCAAUGCUAUGGGGCGUGAAAUUCUACAACGAUUUUCUGAACGAAGCCGGACCUCUGGGGAAUGUGCAGUCGGAGCUUUUGUUCCAGAAGGACAAAUCGAGUUUCACUUUCGAAAAGGGAUGGGCUUUUCCGCGAAGAGUGUACUUCAAUGGCGAUAACUGUGUCAUGCCGCCGCCGGAUGCGUACCCAUAUCUGCCGAACGGCGGUCCUCGGAAAAUCGUCUCCCUGGUUAUGCUUCUGAGUACUCUGCUCUUUUCUUUCGCAUUCAUUUUUUCUGGCGGUGUUUGAGAAUCUAAUCUCCCUUCAUGGAUCAAACAGCAAAAAAAACUUGAUAGAAGCGAUACGGUACACCCUUAAUCUGUCAUUCAUUCUUUUCUCAAGUUUAUAACAUGUUCUUAUUCUUGUUUCUUGUACUACGAACUUUUGUUGUAGAUUUUAUAGUUGACAGAAUUGUAAUGAGAAUAAGAACAAAUUUGACAUAUAUAGUGUUUGUUGCUCA
This is a messenger RNA of Andrographis paniculata, 1829 nucleotides long. Its product is annotated as protein COBRA-like. Bases 257 to 1618 code for a protein of 453 amino acids. Gene Ontology annotation, cellular component: plasma membrane. Lineage: Eukaryota; Viridiplantae; Streptophyta; Magnoliopsida; Lamiales; Acanthaceae. Gene Ontology annotation, biological process: cellulose microfibril organization; plant-type cell wall cellulose biosynthetic process. The record is from RefSeq and is a predicted model, not a curated record. The transcript has 7 exons.